Molecule: messenger RNA, 4186 nt
Organism: Pseudophryne corroboree (corroboree frog)
Lineage: Eukaryota; Metazoa; Chordata; Amphibia; Anura; Myobatrachidae
Product: neuropeptide Y receptor type 2-like
Exons: 2
Coding region: 543-1676 (377 amino acids)
Biological process (GO): G protein-coupled receptor signaling pathway
Cellular component (GO): plasma membrane; neuron projection
Molecular function (GO): neuropeptide Y receptor activity; neuropeptide binding
Source: RefSeq, a predicted model, not a curated record
UCAGGAGCACAAACGACUUUUCCUAACACAAGGCGUUUAGCGAAGUUUUCUGACCGUAUCUUUCCCCGCAAAUGUCUGAAAUCCAAUCUUUUCCUAUGAAGUUGACUGCUGGGAGCAGGCGGAAUUGUCACCAGGAAUUGGGAGAGUGUGAAAUGAGCUGUGCCGAUUGGGGAUCCCUAUGAAGAACCUCUCCUUCUAGCUAAAUCUAUUCUACUACUUCACUCCAGGGCUUUCAUUGCCUAUUCUGUCAUUUCCGCACCUGUCAGCCACUGCAAAUCCACAGGGGGAGAAAGAAGAUAAGUAUUUAAAUGUGUUCCCUAAAGGAUUAAAACCUUUGGUGUGGUUGUUCAGUGUGCAGGCAGCAUCAGAAGUAGGUCCACCUCCUUCUCUUCAAUGAUGCUGUCUCUCUAAGCCUCACACAUGUAUCCAGCUGACGGAUUCUGCGUCUGUUGUACAUCUGCAGCCAAAGUCUUCUGCACUGUGGUCCAGGGGUUCAGGGAUGUAAAUUCCACAGGCUAAAACAGGGAACCUUCUCAGCACACAUGGGGACAUUAAAGCAAAUCAACAUGACUGAAGAACUUGGCGUGAGGGGAUGGCUACUGAAGAGCACAGUUACCCCCAUCCACUUUAUCCAUGGUGCCAGUUUCAUGAUGGACAGCACCAAUAUCCUUGGGGUUCAGGUGAUCCUCAUUGCAGCAUACUCUUUAAUCAUCCUCUUGGGACUUGUUGGCAACUCCUUGGUCAUCUACAUAAUCUUGAAAUACAAGAACAUGAAGACAGUAACAAACUUUUUCAUAGCCAACCUAGCUGUGGCAGAUCUUAUGGUGGACAGCCUGUGCCUGCCAUUCACCCUGGUCUACACAUUGCUAGAUGAGUGGAAAUUUGGCUUAGUACUUUGCCAUUUGUUUCCUUACGCACAAGCUAUGAGUGUCAACGUCUCCACCCUCACCUUAAUCGUCAUUGCUCUGGACAGAUACUGGUGCAUUGUAUUUCACCUAAGCAGUCGAAUAUCUAAAAAGUUCAGUAUCUUAACUAUCACAGUCACAUGGCUGGCAGCUUCCAUAUUUGCCAUCCCGCUGGCUGUUUUUAGAGAGUAUAGGUAUGAGGACUUACCAACCUUCAAUCUCAGGAUAGCCGUCUGUGCUGAAAAGUGGCCCUCAAACAACAGAGACGCAGCCAUCUACAGUGUGUCAAUGCUGCUUCUGCAGUACAUUCUGCCUCUUGUGGUUAUCUGUUACGCAUAUAUCAGGAUAUGGCUGAAGCUUAAGAAUCACAUAAGUCCAACACCCAGAUGUGAAACUCAACAACGACGAAAAAAUACCACCAAGAUGCUGGUGGUGAUGGUCGUCGUGUUUGCCGUUUGCUGGCUUCCCUUCCAUGUCUUUCAAUUGGCCAUCGACCUGGAUUGGGUCCUCCUAUUCCAAGAGUACAAGCUUCUCUAUACCAUCUUUCAUGUCAUCGCCAUGUGCUCCACAUUUGUCAAUCCUCUCCUCUAUGGAUGGAUGAAUAAGAACUAUAGGAAUGGGUUUCUCUUGUUUUUUGGCUGCAAAAACAAGCUGCAAAACAGUCAACCAGACGGAUCUCUCCGGGGCAACUCCUAUACUUUCCGUGCUACGACGUACCAUGGGAGUUUCCGUCAUGCUGGAGAGAAUGGACAGCCCCCGACACAUGUCUAACUUGGUUGUGCUACAGUGUGUUGUUUUCAAAAGCCAUUUCCCUGUAUAGUAUUUCAUCAUUUUGAUGCAUUAUUUUUUGACAAUACCUGCUGUUGAUAGAUAAAAAUGCCCAAGUUGUUUUUGAAACCGACUAGGAUGAUUUGUUUAUCCGUAUACAGCUGUGUCCUCAUUCACCUUUGCUGUAGGUGUGCCAAAUAGCCCCUCUUUGUGUGCCAAGGUCCUUACAAGCAUCCUAAUUUGCACUGCUAAAAUGACUAGAAGGGACACUGGGGCUUGUGGUACUUGUAGACCUGUGUGCGACUAAGUCGCAAAUCUGUUCAGUAAAAGGCUCUGAUAUGAGCGACUGCAGCUGUUCCUCCCGCCACUUCCCGUUAUACUGACUCGCAACUUUGUACUAUCAUAUCCUUUGCGACAAAAAUUGCACCCUAGCAUCUCUGGUACACUGGGCCUAAUUCAGAUGCUGUUGGAGCUGUGCCCUGUGCCACAGUGUAAUGCAGGACAGCAGCAGACUGUUAGUAAUUGACAGUCUGCUGCUGACUGCGGGGUGGGGAGGGGGCGUUUGUGAAAAUGGAGGAGUGUCACCGCGGUUUAGAGGAAGGGAAGAGGCCAGGGAUCUCCGCUGCAAGCCACCCGACGAUAAGUGAGUGAACUGAUGCUGUUAGCUAGGAUGCAGGAUAGAUCACUGCUGCAGCAGGAGGCAUCUGUUUGUAAUAGAUGCCUCCUGCUGCAUUACAAGGCAGAGCUAUCACUACUGCUUCCAAAGAACCCGCAGUGAUAGUUGGCGGGAUGUACUAAAUGGAAAAUGCGGUAAACUGGAGUUUUUAGACUGUACUAUCGCCCAGACGCCAGGUCAGUGCAGCGGAGGGGUUCGCCAGCUUUUGCUGGCGAUACCCCAUAGAAGCCUAUGGGCUUCUCUCCGCAGCACUGUCUGAGGGAUCUGAUCAGAUCCCUCCCACCAUGCCCCGCGUCCGGCGCCGUCAUUCUGCACAUCUGUCAAGUCAAGGAUACGCCGGGUAUCGCGGAGGACAGCUCUUAUCAGAAGAGCUGUCCUUCGCAAUGCUAAGCGCAUAUGUAAGUACGGGUGGUCUUCAGGUUGCCAGUGGCCGGGCUCCCGGUGACCACCAUACCGGCGCCGGAAUCCCGACCGCCGGUAUACCGACAUCUUUUCUCCCUCUUAGGGGUCCACGCCCCCCCUGGUGGGAGAAUAGAUGCACGCCACCGUGCCCGCAGCGUGGCGAGCGCAGCGAGCCCCCAAGGGGCUCAUUUGCACUCGCCCAGCUGUCGGUAUACUGGUUGCCGGUACCCCGACCACCGGCAAACCAUACUACACCCGUAAGUACACAUGCACUUAGCAUCGUGACGAAUGGUGGCGAUAGGCAGCGAUGUUAUUUAGUACAUCCCGCCCAGUAUCUUCAACCACAUCUGCAACAGGCCCAGUGUGAGUGUCUUUGUAUGUGGCUACUAUGCGACUAAGAUGUAAUAUUUAGGGAAUAAGUACUCUGCACUAUCCGUGUCAGAGCCUGUCACUUGUCACAAGUGUCUCGCUCCGUAUGGCGUAAAGGUUGUAGGCAUAUGAGGACACAUCUGUAGGGCAGGUUUUGCUCUAUAAACCUUUCAGGAUAGAUCUUUGGUUAACAGAGACAAUAAAAAACUAUUUUUAGCCAAAUGUUUACCUAAUGACAACUAAAAUAUUAUUUGAAGUAUUACUGGAGUAUAUUUUCAGAACAGUCAUCAAAGUAUGUUUUAUAAAUAUGUCAACUAUUGUUUCAGUACAACUUAUGGGUGUUACUGUUGUUGCUCUAUCUUGGUUUAUGUGUAGACAUUGAGACUAUUGAGAUUAAAACUGUUGCUUUCUGCUGUGAUGGUUUUUAUGCUCUGAUUGGCUAUAGGAUGGUCUCAUCCAGUUGCGGAUUUUACCUAUGGGCUGCGGAACUGCAGCCCCCCCUACCCCCCUCAGGUAAAAUCCACCACCUAGCUCAGUGUCCGUGAAGCCAGAUGCCGUCCGUGACUGCACUGGCUUCACUGUGACUGGCAGUGACUUCCUAUUGGAAGUCCUACCCGCCAGUCAGAGAUACUACAGGCAGUCCCAUUGGGAGGUGCUAGACUGGGCUGUGAUAAACAUAGUGUGUAACCAUACUAAUAUUCUGAUUGGCUACAAGCUGGCCUAGCCCUGUAAUCAUUUAACACACUGAUUGGUUACAGAUUUGUCUAUCUACUAAUACUAUACAGUAUAUGGGACACAGAUUGGCUAAAGGUUGGUGCUAUUUUAAUACAUUUCAGUCACUUACAAAAAUACAGCAUGCCUGUGCCAUCAUAACUGGCCUCCGUGCCUCCAAAUAAAGGCAACCAUCUUGCAGCAACAGUAUAUGAUAAGUAGAUACUGCAAUCCAUAAAUAACACCAUUGUAUAUACUGUAACUGUAGAAUAUUGUAUAUCUCAAUUGUACUAGCUAUGCAGCAAAUACACUAACACAUAUGUCAAUUACAAUAAUAAAUAACGCAUCUACAACA